UACAGUCUUGUGGUGUAUUGAGUGGUAUAUUAAACCUAGUGGUACAUACAGUCUUGUGGUGUAUUGAGUGGUAUAUUAAACCUAGUGGUACAUACAGUCUUGUGGUGUAUUGAGUGGUAUAUUAAACCUAGUGGUACAUACAGUCUUGUGGUGUAUUGAGUGGUAUAUUAAACCUAGUGGUACAUACAGUCUUGUGGUGUAUUGAGUGGUAUAUUAAACCUAGUGGUACAUACAGUCUUGUGGUGUAUUGAGUGGUAUAUUAAACCUAGUGGUACAUACAGUCUUGUGGUGUAUUGAGUGGUAUAUUAAACCUAGUGGUACAUACAGUCUUGUGGUGUAUUGAGUGGUAUAUUAAACCUAGUGGUACAUACAGUCUUGUGGUGUAUUGAGUGGUAUAUUAAACCUAGUGGUACAUACAGUCUUGUGGUGUAUUGAGUGGUAUAUUAAACCUAGUGGUACAUACAGUCUUGUGGUGUAUUGAGUGGUAUAUUAAACCUAGUGGUACAUACAGUCUUGUGGUGUAUUGAGUGGUAUAUUAAACCUAGUGGUACAUACAGUCUUGUGGUGUAUUGAGUGGUAUAUUAAACCUAGUGGUACAUACAGUCUUGUGGUGUAUUGAGUGGUAUAUUAAACCUAGUGGUACAUACAGUCUUGUGGUGUAUUGAGUGGUAUAUUAAACCUAGUGGUACAUACAGUCUUGUGGUGUAUUGAGUGGUAUAUUAAACCUAGUGGUACAUACAGUCUUGUGGUGUAUUGAGUGGUAUAUUAAACCUAGUGGUACAUACAGUCUUGUGGUGUAUUGAGUGGUAUAUUAAACCUAGUGGUACAUACAGUCUUGUGGUGUAUUGAGUGGUAUAUUAAACCUAGUGGUACAUACAGUCUUGUGGUGUAUUGAGUGGUAUAUUAAACCUAGUGGUACAUACAGUCUUGUGGUGUAUUGAGUGGUAUAUUAAACCUAGUGGUACAUACAGUCUUGUGGUGUAUUGAGUGGUAUAUUAAACCUAGUGGUACAUACAGUCUUGUGGUGCAUAUGAGCCUAGUGAUAUAAGGAGUCAAGAAGAUAUACGAGUUCUGCUACAAUAGAUUACGUUAUAAUCCUUGCAAGUGAGAUAGCAUAACCUGCCCUAGGAAAAAAAACCUCAGUGAUAUUGGGGAAAAAAGGGAGGGAAUAAAGUUGCCAUCCCAGCAUUCUCCAAGUUGAAGGCUAACUACAUGGGCUACGCCCACCACGGCGGAGACUACCAUCACUACCAGCUGAUCAAGGCCGUCGGCGUGGACUCGAACCUGUUGCUGCAGGACGACACCAGCGCUUUGAGGCUGUCAGCCACUCUCAACAAAAUUGGUGGCGCGCAUUCGCUGGGCAAAGAACCGAUACGCUUGUCCAAGUUCGGGCACGACAGCGUGCCGGGCAACAACGGACUUCAGUACAUAUACCACCCGAUUGCCUACGGACCUUACCUUGCGGACAAGUAUGGUUACCCAACCGUCACCAAAUUACACGAGAUGGACCCACUGGAUACUAAAAAGAAUUUCUGGGGCAAACAGGGCAUACUUCGAGUCAUAACGUAUACAGACAACCAGAACUUGCCCAAAGGCCACGUAGCUCUGUGGGACUGCAAUCACUUCCAUCAAGCCCCUGACUGGAUCGCCAAACACAAUCUGGUCACUGUUGAGUUCUGGGAAUCUCCAGAUUCCUUCUGCAAUAACAUGCCGCCAAUGCCACAAUUGCCUGCAGAUUAUCCCAAACUAGAAGAUAUCCUGCCACCCAACAGAAGGGCGGGAAAACGAAGACAUCACCGCCACAUGCACUGGGAAGAGAUCUUUGUGGAGAACUUCAUCAAAAAACUGAUGACAAAAAGUAGCUGAACAUCAGCGUCUGCACAGCUGACACAGAAAGUUGCACACAACUUUGACCCCCUUCAUAGACACGCCAAAAAGUUAACACAAAGAAUGUUUAUGUUAAAAUGAAAGGACGUUAGAAACUUACAACAGACAACUGCUUACACUGAAUCUUCUAGAAAAUGUCAGAUCCAACUUUAACUGAUACUGACAUAGAAAGUAGAUCUAUUUGUCAACGCAGUAACACGACAGCAUCAGGUUUGAACUUGUAUGACAUUCCUGGCUGUGGAUCCAAGUUGUUUAUUCCCACUGCCAAAUUCUUUUUCUCCCUACAAUGUUGAUGUUUGUUAAUUAAUGGGAAGACAUUGCAUUUAUAUUUGUUCACUUGUCUCUCGAUGCUUGGACUCAAUUACUAUGUAGCAAUAAGCAGUUUGAACAGAUUCCAGUGCUACACAAGUGACUCUAUAAUGAUAACAUGAAAGCAUGGACCCUGACUUUCAAUGUGACUAAAGGAAUGGGUGUGUUCAGAGACCAGCUAGAGAGCCACCACAAUGUCGAUGGCUCACUUCAUAAGGAGUAUAUUUAAAUGGAACCAGAUGUGCCAUGUUCUAAUUAGGACUUGUACAGUAUUUUAUUCAUUAUGUUUCCUUGUGGCAUUUUAUUUCCUUCUUGUAUUAUAUAAUUAUUUGCUUGCUUGUAUGAUUGGAUGGUGAUAAUAAGAAAUAGUUGUCAGACUGACACUCUGUGUAUAUGUGUGUGUGCCUGAAUGUGAAUUGGGAAUGAAGCAUUGAAGUUAAAGCCAAGAGUUGAAGUCUGGAGUGCAAUACAUCGGAGAAUGCAUAAUAUGAUUCCAUAUGAACCACCAGCUGAGUUUAGCAACUUGUAUGUAUCAUCAGACUGAAAUAGUGACUGACUUAAGGACAACAAUAACUUGGACAGAAUAACAAAACUAGGAAUGUUCUAACCACAAGACAGAAACAAUAGCACAUUGGAAAAAAUUAUUUCUUUUUGGUAUUGAGCUUGUUAUAGUAAGAUAAAAAGUUGACCUUCUGACUGACCUUUCAUUGUUAUGCUUCAUCCUAUGUAUGAUACCUAUGUAUAUGUUUGUUCUAUUUAUCUUUCCUAACUUGUGUAUUUAUUUACUGUGUCCAUAGCCUCCCCCCCCCCCCUUAACAGGAUUAUAAUCCCAAAUUGCUUAGCUUUCUUCAACACUUCCAAAUGUUAAACAGAGUUGUUCUUUUCUUUGGAGACAUGUUCAUGCUAUCAAAUAUUCUUGACAGAAAAAAAACAACUUCCAGACAUCAUGUUUAAACCCAAAUCUUGUUUUUUUGUGAUUCAAAUAAACCCAGGAGUGCUUCCAUAUUCAACCUUUUUUUUACUAACAGCAUAAUAACCUUGUGUUUGACUGUAAAAUAUCGUCUGUGUUUUUAUACCUAAUUUUGAAUUAAUCCUACUCCCAAAGUGCCCCCCCCCCUUUUUUCUACCCAUCAGGCCAUCUAUUUUUCAUGUCUCUUUGUCUCUCUCCUAACCCGGUUCUACAAAGCACUUUGUUCACAUAGGUGAGACUUGUCCAUAAUUGUUUUAUUUAUUUCUGCCUGUUCUAUAUUUCUAUGGGCACACAACUCUGUGGCCUACUUUGAUUUCUUCUGCAAUAAAUAUUUAAUCAACUCUAUUAUUAUUGAAUGUUUAUACAAUCUCAUUAUGUUCACAUACUUAUAUACAACUGUUUGCUCCUGGCCUCAAGUGGGGAGAUAAAAAGGCGGUACAUCUCAAAACAACACAAUUAAACAUUUAGGGUAAAAAGAGUUAAAUGGGGGGGGGGGGGGUAUUUUCAUACAGUAGGACUGUAGGGUAGCAAUCCAUUCAUAAAACUUGUUGAGUUUACCAGGACAGUCUGAUAAAGCACAAGUAUGUCAGGAGAUGAAUAUUAAAGAAAUAGUUUCUGCUUGAAGGGCCCUAGGGUUGUGUGGGUGUUGGGGAGACGGAGCCCUGGUGGUUGGCACUGGAGGAGAGAUAGGCUACAGUGGUUGUCAUUGAUAAGAAGAUAGGAAGAGGAGCUUCCUGUAAGAAAGUCUAUUCAUUACAUGGGAGACACUACUCUGUACUACACUCUUACAAAAGAUACAAUUUAUUUUUUGAGACCAUUAAAAAAAAAAAGUCCAGACAUUCUUUUGCAUAAAGACUGUCAUAAUAUGAACAUUGAAUGCACUAGACAACUUAGAAACAUAUUUCACUGCUUGCAAAUCAUUUCUACACUGAGCCUGCAUCACAUCUACCAAUUGUUUGUACCUCAUUAACCACUGGAUAUCUUUGUGUUGUCAAUAGUUUUCACCCUUCCUUCUAAACUAGUCAUGUUUAUUUGCUUAUUUUAAUUAUGUUUUGUUUUUCCAAUGUUUAUGAAUUAACAAUUUUGAUUACUUUGUACUAUUCAUGAAUUUACAUUAAAAAAAUUUGACAUGAACAAUAAACCACUAAUGAAACAA
Messenger RNA from Biomphalaria glabrata, 4322 nucleotides. RefSeq lists its product as uncharacterized. Bases 1213 to 1866 code for a protein of 217 amino acids. The transcript has 4 exons. Lineage: Eukaryota; Metazoa; Mollusca; Gastropoda; Planorbidae. The record is from RefSeq and is a predicted model, not a curated record.